AUGUGUAAGGUGGAGAAGAAUACUUUGCCGUCUAUGGCUUCUGUGGAACCUCAGAGCACAAAACCUCAGUUUAUCAAGGCAUUUGAACCACAGCAUGACUUCCAUUGGACGCCAACGGACGAACCACAUGCUACGCGCCGCAAACUCAUUAUGGCGAAAUACCCAGAAGUGAAGAAGCUUUUUGGUCAUUGCUGGAAGACCAAGUACUUGGUUGCGGCAACUGUGACAUUGCAGACAUACUUGGCACUUUAUGCGCAGUAUAUGUCGUGGCCUAUUUACCUCGUUCUCAUGUACUGCAUCAGUGGUACAGCCAAUCAUGGAAUGAUGAUGGCCAUGCACGAGGUUUCGCACAAUUUGGGGUUUAAAAAACCAUUGCACAAUCGAUUACUCGGUGUCUUUGCCAACUUACCCAUUGGCGUCCCGUCGUCCAUUUCUUUUAGACGGUAUCAUCUUGAACACCAUCGAUACCAAGGCGAAGACGGUGUGGAUACGGAUCUCCCCACGGAGUUUGAAGCUAAAAUCUUCACAAACAAAUUCUCCAAAUUUGUUUUUGUUGUCUUUCAACUCUUCUUCUAUGCUGGUCGUCCGCUUUUUGUGAAUCCAAAGUCACCUGGGCUAUUAUACCUUCUCUUGGGUACAUUACUGGGUGCUGGCGUUCACCCUGUAGCAGGCCACUUUAUUGCUGAACAUUACGAAUUUAUCUUGGGAUUGCAUGAGGUGCGUGCAUUAGCGCCCGAGUUUUACGAGAAUCUACCGAGUCACGACUCAUGGAUCAAGGUGAUGGUAAAUUACGUCAUGGACGACAAUGUAAAUGCAUAUUCACGCGUGAAACGCCACAAUCUUACGAAAGACGUGAAAGACAAACUUAAAAGCGAAUAG
Molecule: messenger RNA, 879 nt
Organism: Plasmopara halstedii
Lineage: Eukaryota; Oomycota; Peronosporomycetes; Peronosporales; Peronosporaceae
Product: sphingolipid delta-desaturase des1-like
Exons: 3
Coding region: 1-879 (292 amino acids)
Biological process (GO): ceramide biosynthetic process
Molecular function (GO): sphingolipid delta-4 desaturase activity
Source: RefSeq, a predicted model, not a curated record